Molecule: messenger RNA, 1622 nt
Organism: Centruroides sculpturatus (bark scorpion)
Lineage: Eukaryota; Metazoa; Arthropoda; Arachnida; Scorpiones; Buthidae
Product: lysosomal protective protein-like
Exons: 11
Coding region: 135-1502 (455 amino acids)
Biological process (GO): proteolysis
Molecular function (GO): serine-type carboxypeptidase activity
Source: RefSeq, a predicted model, not a curated record
AAAUAAUAUUUGCGUAUGGAACUAAAGAGCCGCAGCUUCACAUCCAAAGAGCCGCAGGUUGCCGACCCCUGGUAUAAAGGGUGGAAGCCCUGUCACUCAGGGGCUAAGUAAUUAAUUAUCAAGAGGUCACAAACAUGUUUUUAUUCAUAAGUGCAGUUAUAUUUAUUUCCAUAAAUUUAAUUACUGCGGCCACAAAUCCAGAUGAAGUUCUUAAUCUGCCUGGUCUCACUUACAAAUUAAAUUUCCAUCAUUAUUCAGGAUACUUAAAUGCUUCUUCUGGAAAAUAUUUACACUAUUGGUUUGUGGAAAGUCAGAAAAACCCUUCAGAAGAUCCAUUGGUUCUCUGGUUGAAUGGUGGACCAGGAUGUAGUUCUUUGGAUGGUUUGUUAAGUGAAAAUGGACCAUUUCAUGUUAACCCAGAUGGAAAAACAUUGUAUGAAAAUGUUUAUAGCUGGAAUAAGAUAGCCAACGUGUUAUACUUAGAAGCUCCUGCAGGUGUUGGAUUUUCUUAUGAUGAUAAUCAGGACUACAGUACUGAUGAUGAUAAAGUUUCAGAAGAUAAUUAUUUGGCUCUGCAGAAUUUUUUCAUUAAAUAUCCUCAAUUUAAGAAAAAUGAUUUUUAUAUAUCAGGUGAAAGUUAUGGUGGAAUUUACAUUCCAACACUUUCCAUGAGAGUAUUUACUGGACCGGCAAAAAUUAAUUUUAAAGGAUUUGCAAUUGGAAAUGGUUAUUUGGAUGUGUCAUUUUUAGGAAACUCCUUGAUAUUCUUUGGUUAUUAUCAUGGUCUUUUUGGUAAAAACUUAUGGAAUGAUUUAACAUCAAAUUGUUGCAAUGGUGGUGCAUCACAGAAAAAUUGUAACUUUGUAAGUGGAGAAACAGCUGCAUGUAGUGGAGCAGUGGCAAAAGCAACAUUUAUAAUUCAGGGUCAAGGACUGAAUGUAUAUAAUUUAUAUUCUGACUGUCAACACUCCUCGUAUAAGCCAUCGAGGGAUCAAAUAGACCGUAAAUUAUUAUUUAGUACUUUUAUGGGAAAUAAGAAUGUAAUUUUACAUGAUGAUCCACCUUGUGUUGACAGUUCAAAUCUCAGAAAAUGGCUUAAUCAACAGUCUGUACGUGAAGCAUUGCAUAUUCCUUCUAAUGUCCAAAGAUGGGAUAUCUGCAGUUUAGAUGUUGAAAUAGGAUAUCAAAGAUUAUAUAACACAAUGAAACCACAAGUAACCAAAUUAAUUAAUUCUGGAAAAUUACGAGGUCUGAUAUACAAUGGUGAUGUCGAUAUGGCUUGUAAUUUCUUAGGUGAUCAGUGGUUUGUUGAUGAUCUUUCAUUCAAGGUGACAUCUGAAUAUAAAUAUUGGGAAUUUAAUGAUCAAAUUGCUGGCUAUUAUAAGAAGUUUGGAAAUUUGACUUACAUGACAAUUAAGGGAUCUGGUCACAUGGUGCCUCAAGAUAAGCCUGGACCUGCCUUUAAGAUGAUAUCAAGUUUUCUGUAUCAGAAACCACUUUAACUGUAUAAAUUUAAUAUAUUAAUUUUUAUAAUAAGUAAUAUUUUAAUGAAUUUAUAACUGUAAUAAUGUAAUAAAUAAAUAAUAUAUAAUUGUCUAAAAAUAUAUUUUAUUUUAUGUAAA